Leptosia nina is the source of this 1716-nucleotide messenger RNA. Lineage: Eukaryota; Metazoa; Arthropoda; Insecta; Lepidoptera; Pieridae. The record is from the annotation of a GenBank genome assembly.
AUGAUCGUUUGGAAGGCUAACACGAGUCGCCGGAAGUGCGGAAGCUGGUCUAGAAUGGCGACAAAAGUCGCGUCACAAAUAUCGCGGACAACAGUACUUUGGCUCGUUUUAGCAUUAGUCAGUACGCGAGCAAAAGCUGGUGAACUAUGGCCGACGGAGAGACCAGACGGUAUGCCUGUGAUACAGUCGCUAGAAGUUAUGUGCGGGAAAGACCACAUGGAUGUACAUCUAACCUUUUCUCAGCCGUUUGAAGGCAUCGUGUCUUCUAAAGGACAGCACGGUGACCCUCGUUGUGUGUACGUGCCUCCGUCCACGGGUCAAACCUACUUCUCCUUUAGAAUAGCAUACGCCAAGUGUGGAACCAAACCUGACCUCCAUGGCCAGUUCUACGAGAACACAGUCGUGGUGCAGUACGACAAGGACCUGCUGGAGGUAUGGGACGAGGCGAAAAGACUUCGGUGCGAGUGGUUUAACGAUUACGAAAAGACUGCUUCCAAACCACCUAUGGUCAUCGCUGACUUGGACGUAGUACAGUUAGACUUUAGAGGUGACAACGUAGACUGCUGGAUGGAAAUCCAAGCUGGAAAAGGACCAUGGGCGCCUCCUGUCUCCGGAAUAGUGCCUCUUGGUUCCACUCUCACGCUCGUCGUUGCGAUAAACGACUAUCGAGGUGAAUUCGAUAUGCGAGUCAAAUCAUGCGCAGCCUCAGAUGGUUCCGGUCAUUUAAUACAACUGUCAGAUGAAUACGGCUGCGUUUUACGACCGAAAAUGAUAUCAAGGUUCUUAAAAGCAAAGGCUGUAGACGAAAGAGCAACGGUGAUAACCUAUGCUUUCUUCCACGCGUUUAAAUUCCCCGAUGCGUUGAGUGUCCACAUUCGUUGCAAAGUGGAGAUCUGUCGACACGGAUGCUUAGAUCACUGUCAACUGGCUGGCAUCGCUCCGGAGCCUCAUGGAGCUCUGGACCGCAAGGAUGAGAGGACUCAGGCUGACCAUAAUGAUAUAAACGACUUAACUUCCGAUGACACUGAUUUGAGUCUUGCUGAGGAUCAUCAGCGACUUCCACUGGAGGAAGCUUUCGGUGAUGAAGUGUCCGGUGAUGCAGUCCCAGCGCCAGCGCCACUACCCCAGCGCGCUCCUGCACCAGUCGUAGAAGCUGAUACCGAUCAUAUGUCUGCUGUUGAAGAACUAGUAGAGGCUCUAGCUCGGCCUUUCACGGAUCGUCCAUCCGAUCUUGGAGAACGCGAGCGCUUCCCACAUGGGCCACGAAACUUUGGUGAUCUCAAACCGAACGAAGCUGUGGUACCUGCCCAGAAGCCUGGGCCGGCUGUUGCUGGACCGCGUUCGUUGCGCAGGCGACGAACUGUUCGAGAUGCACGAUCCGCAGACGUGGGUGUCUCUGGCCUGUACGAUGUUGUUUCGGAAGCGGAUCUUGCGUUCGGUCCUUCGAGGGAACCAGUUACUGUGUUCAGCGGAAGAAUUCGAGAGGAGGUUGUUUAUGGUAUUUGUAUGGGUGCUAUGAGCUUCGGGGCACUAUUUGCAUCAGCUGCGGGAGCAGCGGCCGGUGCGGCUUUAGCUGCAGCUGUUCUUUUACAUAAGCUGCGCGCGCGCAUGGCUGCACAAACGCCGAUGGCGGCUGCCCCGGCAUCACACUCACUCGCUGCUUGGAUGGCAUUACGUCUACUCGGAUCACCACCUCAUCAUUCGCGCGAAGGAUGA